UAUCUUUACAAUGAAUACAGGUAUAAAUAACGCAACACACGGUAAACACAAAUACUCUUGGGAGCAGAAUUUUGAUGGAGUUGUUGUGUAUGUAGAUGUUCCGCAGGGACUCAAGAAGGCUGAUAUAAAAGUAAAGUUCGAGCCUAAACAUUUGACAAUCAAAUUGGGGACUGAUAUUAACAUCGCAGGGGAGCUGUGCCAAGUAACAGAUACUGAAGAAUCCACCUGGAUAGUAGACGACGGGAAAUUGGAAGUUCAUCUGACCAAGGCAUUAAAGGGUGAAGUGUGGAAUUGUAUUUUACUCGGUGACCUCGAACUAAGCGCCAUAAACAAAGAAAACGACAAGAAGCGGAUAUUAUUGGAACGACUCCAAAACGAAAAUCCAGGUUUCGACUUUUCAGAUGCACAGUUCAAUGGCCAGGUUCCUGAACCGCGCACAUUCAUGAAGGACUUGUAACCUGAAUUUA
Messenger RNA from Babesia bovis T2Bo, 467 nucleotides. Its product is annotated as nuclear movement domain containing protein. The coding region runs from base 11 to 457 and encodes 148 amino acids. Lineage: Eukaryota; Apicomplexa; Aconoidasida; Piroplasmida; Babesiidae. The transcript has 2 exons. The record is from RefSeq and is a predicted model, not a curated record. Gene Ontology annotation, cellular component: cytoplasm. Gene Ontology annotation, biological process: protein folding.